Rhizopus microsporus ATCC 52813 is the source of this 391-nucleotide messenger RNA. RefSeq lists its product as uncharacterized. The record is from RefSeq and is a predicted model, not a curated record. The coding region runs from base 226 to 390 and encodes 54 amino acids. The transcript has a single exon. NCBI's taxonomy places the organism in Eukaryota, Fungi, Mucoromycota, Mucoromycetes, Mucorales, Rhizopodaceae.
CCAUAAUGAAAGCAAUUCGCGAUACGUUAUUACCAAUCCUUCAAUAAAAAUUGGGUUCAUUGAAGGAGGUAACAGACGCACUCACAGCCUUCCCACAAUGGAGGAAGUUGCUGCUGUCAUAUCUAUUGAGUAUAGCGAUAGAAGCUUCAGAGAUAUUAUACUUAAGAAGAAGUGGUUGUAAAAACAGCAUAUGUCAUGGCAGUACUCUCAAAAAAUCAGUCAACAAUGCUGCAUACAUCUCACCCACUACGUCCUUUUAUUUCCUCAUGGAACUUAUGGAUGGUCAUUGGUGCCUGCGGCUCUCUCUCUUUACCAACAGCCACAGUUACUCUUUCUGCUGCUACUACGGUCGUUGAAAAUGGAACUCGUGUAGAGCUGAAUCUAUCGUAAC